Symbiodinium necroappetens is the source of this 2796-nucleotide messenger RNA. Lineage: Eukaryota; Dinophyceae; Suessiales; Symbiodiniaceae. The record is from the annotation of a GenBank genome assembly.
AUGUCGCAGACGAUGCGUUUCCGCAGUGUGGCAGAGUUGCCGACGGCUAGCUGCCCGUUCCCGUCCGACAACUGCCCUGGGAAGUGGGUCGAUUUGGAAGUGUCGCCCGCUUCCCCAUACCAGACCUGCAUUACCGACGAGAAGAGCUAUGAGGGCAGUGGCUUCGGCGAGAUCAACGUCGCGGGAGGCUCGGCAGUGAACUUCAAGUUCUCCUUGGUGGAUCCGGUGACGCAUGAGCUCGUGCAUGCCCCGAAGCUCAUGCUGAAGUUCUAUGGCUUAACUGUGGGUGCCGCUAGUGAGGCAGGAAUGUCGAUCUUCGCCACCGGCUACGAGGACUACUUCUUGAGCCAGCAUUCCACGAUCGCCGUAGCUGCCGGCGAGGGUGGCGGAACCUUCGCGGCCGGCGAUUCUGGUCCCGAUUCCCUGAAGCUGCCUGAUUCGCCGACCACUGCCGACGACGACGAUGAUAGCAGGGCGGUGUCGCUUCUCUUUAUCGAGGCGUCCUCGGUGGAAGUUCGACUCAAGGUCGAAGAGUCGGGAGGAGAGACCUGCCGGCGUUUCCUCUUCUCCAUGAAGGGCUGCUUUGGUACAGGCAGCUGCUGCGAGGUGGAUCCGUGCCACCUCUACAACAAGCCCGCGGUGGAUUGCAUCCUCUCUGACUGGAGCGAGUGGGGCUCGUGCGACGCUUCGUGUGGCACCGGACAGCAGGUGAAGGAGCGGACGAUCAUUCAGCCACCGUCGAAGGGCGGCUUUGGUUGCUCUGCAGCACUGUCCAUCACACGGCAGUGCGCCAACCAGCCCUGCCACGACGAAUGCAUUCCGACCGACUGCCUUUGGACUGACUGGAGCCACUGGGGGGCUUGCAAUCAGUGUGGUGGCGAACGCCAGCGAGUCCGACAUAUCUCCCAGCAUCCCGCCUGUGGUGGGCAGGCUUGCCAUCACGGCAACGCCGUGGAAGUAGCAAAAUGCCCGCGGACGUGUACGGACAAGACGUACUGCAUCUGGGAAAGCUGGUCUGAAUACGGCCCGUGCACGGCGACCUGCGGCGCAGGCCAGCAGUCCCGUACGAGGCGGCUGCAUCCGACCACCCAGGCACCCGGCAGCGAUGACGGUCUGGGUUCGGACUCUUACUCGGACCUGUCCCACGUCUCCGACGUCUCCGACCUUCCCGUAGACUUGGGGACCUACGACGAUGGCGCUCCCUACGUGGACGGGUCGUCCUAUGCAGAUGGAACUCCCUACGUCGCUGGCGGGUCCGACGCGGACAGCGUGUCCUACUCCGAUGGAGCGUCCGACUCUGCCCGGACAUCCUACCUGGAUGGAGCGACGAAGGGCUACUCGUCCAUGGAUAGCUUCUCCUCCCUGCCGCUCGAGCAUGCUGAUCUCCUAGAUGGAUCGGAGCUGGAGAAGAAGUUCGAGGAGCUGAAGUUAAGAACGCAGAGCAUGGAGAAGGGCAGGAACAAGGUCCUCGCCCUGGCAUUUGGCGCGGGCGCCGCCACGCUCUGCGCCGCCGCGGCGGUGCGAGUGGAGGAGCCUCCAGCCUUGGAAGACGCCAUGUGGCCCAUGGUCUCGGCCCCGACUCCGGCGAUGGCGAGUUCCCGUGCGUUCCUUCGACCUCUCGCCUUUGGUACCUCCGGCUUCCCUCCACGACACCGGAAGAUCGCUGCCCCGUCAGUGCCGUUGUCGGAGGCUGACUUCCAAAAGAGGCUGAGACCGAACAAGUUGGUCACUUACUUUGACACGCAAGUCUUGAAGUACAGGGAUGACGACAGCCUCAUGACGACUGGUAUCCUUGCUGCGGUGAGCACCACCGCCUCCUUCCUGAGAAGGACAUGGUGGUACGCGGUGUCCAGCUGUGCCUUCGCUCUGCUGAUUUAUCACUUCACCGGGGCCGGCAGGCCUGCCUUCUCGGAGGCGACCAGGGACCUCUUCGUGAACAUGACGCAUUCGGUACGUACCGUGACCGUGUUCCUUUUGGGCUUUUUCUUGGCCGCCUGCAUCAACCGAUGGUGGGCCAUGCGCAACGACUGCAUCGGACGACUUUGGGGUGCUAUCAACGACCUCACCUUACUUCUGACAAGCUACUUUCCAAGUGACUCGCCUGAGGACACCCUUGUCCGUGAGCGGAUGCUCCGAUGGGCUGUUUUGUCACACGAGCUGAUGUACAAGCAGGCCAUGCAGGAUGAGGAUCUGAGUGAUCUCUUGCAGUGCGGGCUCCUGGAGGAGGAGGAGCGCAAGGUCCUGGCUCCCCUGCCCUCCAAGGGUCAAGUGGUCUGGGCCUGGGCCACUUCAUACAUCGCGCAUUUGGCACAAGGCCCGGUGGACCAGGGUGGCAGCUGCUUGCCUUUUCCCGUCACUACGAUGCCUGAGCUUCAACGGCUUUGCUGUCAGGCACGAGGAGGUUUGGGUGCAACAUUGGCAUAUGUCGACACGCAGGUUCCUCUUCGUUACAUGCACGGCCUGUACAUUGUGGUUGCGAUGCACAACGUUCUGCAAGGAAUUACAUCUGUCGUCGUCAUUGCACGGGCGCUUAGCCGUCAGACGUACGUUACUGCUGCCGUAGAGGUCAUUUGCGUGCUGUUUUUCCCUGUCGUGUUCGCGGGCUUGUUGCAUCUUGGGGCAGGGAUGCUGAAUCCACUUCGCUCCUGUCGCGAUACUGACUUCCCUCGCGGAGCCUUCUCUUACUACAUUCUCGCUGAGAACCGUGCAUUUCAUCAGGGCUGCAGCCAAAUGAAUCACAAGUGGCGACUGGGAGCCAGACCGCCAGGAGCUGCAUCAUCGGAUGCUUCCCUUUGA